AUGUUCAGCUUCGGGUGGCCGAAGACGCUCGCGAGCGCGGCGCUCGAUCGCCGCGACGGCGGCGGCGGCGACGCGUCGUCGUCGUCGUCGUCGCCGCCGCCCGGCCGCGUCCUCGCGCUCGCGUCCUCCGCGGGGUGCGUCGCGUUGGUGACAUCGGACGCGGUCGAGAUCUGGAGCGCGGGCGCGCGACGACGCGUCCUCGGCGGCGUCGUCGCGCGCGACGGCGACGACCGAUACGUCUCCGCGGCGUGGCUCGGCGAGGAAGGCGGCGGGAGAGCGACGCUCGCGGUCCUGACGCGCGCGAGCGUCGUCCGCAUCUACGACGCGACGUUCGAUCCCACGUCGGCGUCGGCGUCGGCGUCGGCGUCGGCGUCGGCGUCGGCGUCGGCGUCGGCGUCGGCGGCGUCGGCGUCGCGCGCGGAGAAGAACGGCGAGCGCGCGUCGACGUGCGAGCUGACCCUCCGCGAGACCGUCGCCGUGGACGUCGACGCGCACGGCGAGUGCGUCUGCAUCGCGCGCGGCGAGACGCGCGACGACGCGUCCUUCGUGCUCGGCACCUCGCGCGGCGAGAUCCUCUGGACGCCCGGCGGCGGCGCCGUCGAGGUCGCCUGCGCGCCGUUCCCCGGCGGGUCCGACGCCGUCGUGGACGUCGACUACGACGACGCGCGCCAGCUCGCGGUCGCGUGCGGCGCGAGAGGCUCGUGCGUGUUCAUCGACGCGUGCGUUUCGGCGGCGGACGGGCUGGCGGCGGCGGCGGCGGGCGCCGGCGCCGGCGCGACCCCCGGACCCGGCUCGCCGCCGCCGCACAGCUGGCGACCGCUGGAGAAGUUGAGCUACGUCGCGGGCGACGCGACGGUCGCGCGCGUGUGCGGCGACGCGCGCGCGGUCGCGGUCGGCGCGAGGAACGGGAUCGUGCGCCUGUACCGCGUCGACAUCGCGGACGACGACGGAGCCGAAGCCGAAGGAACGUUGGACGGGCGGAGGACGAUCGCGACGCGGCUGACGGGCGCGGUGUCGCCGUCGGAGCGCGGAUACUCCCCCGCGGACACCGGUCCGGUGACGUCGCUGGCGUGGUGGUGCCCCGCGCGCGACGACGCCUACGCCGACGCCGACGACGGCGUCGCGCGCGUCGCCGUCGGAUGGAAGCGUAAAGGCGUCGGCGUGUGGACCGCGUCCGGGUGUCGAACGAUGUCCACGCGUCCCGACGCCGCCGACGCCGCCGACGCCGCGACGGCCUCCUCCUCCUCCGGAGAAGACGACGCGGACGAGGGCGUCGCCGCCGUCGCUUGGGGCGCGCGCGGGUACCAGCUCUUCACCGCGUCGUCGAAGCGCGUCGGCGGCGCGUUCAGGGAGUAUUCGAUGGCGCGAACGACGGCGCGGAGCGGCCGCGUCGUCGGCGCGAAACGGGGCGCGGCUGGCGGCGGCGAGGACGCGGCGGCCGGCGGCGGCGGCGCCGCGCACGCGUUGCUCGCCGCCGACCGCGUCAUUCUCUUCGACGAAGACUCGCGCGCGCAGCACGUCAUCGUCCCGCACGCGUACGCGUCCGCGCGCUGGCCGAUGCGCCGCGCGUGCCUGAGCGACGGCGGCGAGCACUGCGUCGUCGCGGGCGAGCGCGGGAUGGCGGUGUUCGACGUCGUGAAAAACGAGUGGCGCGCGACGACGGACGCCGCGGACGCGUCCUCCGCCUUCGCGGUGCGGCACCUGCGAUGGGUCGACCCCGGGGUGAUCGUCGCGUGCACGGAGGAGAUGUCGAGCACGUCGACCGGCGGGGGCGCGGGCUCGGGGUGGGGAGCGUGGCUCGGGUUCGGCGGCGCGAGCGGCGGCGACGGCGGCGCGAGCGGCGAGCCGUCGCACGCGAUUCGCGUCUACGCGCCGACGGCGCCGCUGGACGACGCGUCGAUGUUACUUCACCAGGACCUCACGCGCGGGACCACCCCGGUCGCGAUGGCGUCCUCGCGCUGCCACGUCCUCCUCGCGUCCUAUCCCUCCGCAUCCCUCCAGGGCGGGACGCUCGAGGUCGCGGUGUACGCUCUGGGCGUCGACGGCGACGUCGCCGGCGGCGCCGCCGCCGGCGCGAGCGCGUUUCUCACCCCGGCGCGGCGAGUCUCGCUGACGCCAUCGCCGGGGCUGGGAGACAUCCGCGCGGGCGCGUUCGCGAUCGAGAUGCUCCCCGCGAUUCCGUCGAUCGCAUCGGCGGCGGCGGCGGACGAGCGUCCGGAGCGCGUCGCGCCGACGAGAGCGCUCGCGCGCGCCUUCGCCGGCGGCGCCCUCCACGUCUUCGAUCUGGGCGCGUCCGACGCGGACUUCGCGCGGCACGUCGCGUCGCGCCCCGCGUGCGACGGCGUCGACGCGCUGUUCGUGUCGACGGGCGCGGACGACGUCGCGGAGACGCCGAGGUGCUCCGCGGACGUGCGAUGGUCGUGGUGGACGUACGGCGUCGACGGGUGGAGGGCGUGGUACGAGCGCGCAGGCGGGGACGACGCCGCGACGCCAACGCCGUCGCACGGCGGGGGGCGGGGCGGCGACCGCGGCGGCGACGGGUCCUCGCUUCGCGCGUCGCUCACGGGCGCGAUGCCAAACGCCGCGAACGCCGCGGCGAGGCGCGCGCCGGCGGUCGACGACGCGGCGUUUCGAGACCCCGAGCUCGAGUUCGACGCCGAGGCGUAUCCGAUCGGGAUGACGUCGAGCGAUCGCGGCGCGCGAAUCACCGCCGCGGCGAGGACGCUCGUCUCGACGCCGUGCUCGGUCUCGCGCUGCCACGAGAUCGCGCUGAGGCACCAAAACGCGCUGCCGUGCGCGCUUCGGCACCUCCUGCGCGCGGGAGAGAUGGACGCCGCGGCGGCCGUCGCCGCCGCCGCCGCCGCGGAGACGGAGAGAGAGACGCCGCCGCCGCCGCCGACGACGGAUCGCGUCGAAGUCGACGACGGCGGCGAGUCCGACGCGCACGCGCGCGCGCUCGAGUGGCUCGUGCACGCCGCGCUCGACCGCCACGCCGGGCCGUCGAGCUCGAACCACGCGCCCGGGUCGGACGCCGCGCGAGCCGCCGAGCGCGCGCUCGCGGACGCGUUGUCCCUGGCGCGGCGAGACGAGCGACGAUUUCCCGCCGUCGUCGUCGCCGUCGCGCGAAAGUCGGACCCCUCGGAGUGGCCCGCGCUGUUCGCGCGCGCGGGCGACGUCGUCGACUUGCUCGACGCGUCGACGCGCGCGGGGAAGCUUCGCACUUCCGCGGCGUAUUUGGUCGUCGUGGACGCGCUGAAGGGCCACGACGUCUCCGCGAGCGCGGCGGCGGGGUUGUUGCGCGCGGCGUUAUCGCGGCGGCGGUAUUCGCUCGCGGGCGAGCUGACGCGGUUCACCGCCCGGCGACCGGCCGCGGCGGAGGCGACGGCGAACGCGGACGCGUUCGCCGGGAUCGGCGGCGGCGAUGACAUCGCCGCCGCGGUGAGCGGGAUGUUCAAGUGGCUGGGGCUGGGGGGGGCGACGGCGCGCCCGCCGUCGGCGUCCUCCUCGACGUCGCCGCCCACGACGCCGACGACCCCGCUCGACGCGAAGAGCGUCGCCGGCGCCCAGGGCGGCGUCAUCCCGGUGCUCCCUCACGACGCGCGCGUCGCGCUGCGAGAUCACGCGCGGUCGCUCGCGACCGAGAUCGACCUCGGCUCGCUCGCGGUGUUCGCGAGAGAGACGGGUUUCGACGUCGGCGCGUUCUUCGAGAACGAAAAGACCGCCGAGCCCGGCGGCGGCGCGGCGCGUCUGCGCGAUUUCCCCGCCGCGCUCGCGCGCGCCGCGUUUUCGCUUCGGAGGCGUCAGGACGACGACGUGUGGACCGCGUGCGGGCCGAUCCUGCGUCAGAUGGUCGCCGUCGGCGCGGUGGAGUGGGCGCUCGUGACGGCGACGUUGUUGCGAAUGACGGACACGCUCGCGCGCGUGGUGGACGGAAGACGCGAGCUCUUGUCGGCGUGGAGAGAGGGUGUGGAGAAGUGCGCGCAGCGCGCCGCGAGCGUGGGGGACGACGCGCAGGCGCAGUUUCUGCGGUCGCUGUUGAACGACAUGCUCAGAGGGCUCAGCGCGAACGGAAGCGGGGAAGCCUAAACCCUAGAUAAGAGAAGAGAGGUGGACUUGACGACGUAUUAGGCGUCGUUUAAAUUACAUCGCCAUCGCGGCGGCGGUCAGCGUC
Messenger RNA from Micromonas pusilla CCMP1545, 4171 nucleotides. RefSeq lists its product as uncharacterized. Gene Ontology annotation, cellular component: Golgi membrane; cytosol; Ric1-Rgp1 guanyl-nucleotide exchange factor complex. Gene Ontology annotation, biological process: intracellular protein transport; retrograde transport, endosome to Golgi. Bases 1 to 4086 code for a protein of 1361 amino acids. The record is from RefSeq and is a predicted model, not a curated record. Lineage: Eukaryota; Viridiplantae; Chlorophyta; Mamiellophyceae; Mamiellales; Mamiellaceae. The transcript has a single exon. Gene Ontology annotation, molecular function: protein binding.